GCUCCACGGCCGCAGUGCUGCCGCCUCCCUCCUCCUCCUCCUCCUCCUCCUCUUCCUCCCGUCGCCGCAUCGCUGUCGCUAUGGCGCUGUGCGGCCGCUCCGCGCUCCUCCUGCCGCCCCCGCGCCCGUCGCCGCGCCGCCCCCGGGCCGCCCAGGCCUUCGUCAGCUGCAGCCGCCUUCGAAACAUUCAGAGAAUCCUGACGCAGAGCAGCAAAUCUCAACCUGAUGGAAUCCUUUGCAUUUUAGGAAUAGAUAGUCGAUACAAUGAAGGUUGCAGGGAACUGGCGAACUAUCUGCUUUUUGGCUUGUAUAACCAGAAUAACAAUGACUUUGAAAGAACUGGGUUUCCUGAAGAAGUUCUUGAUGAUAUAAUCAUAUUAAUAAAACCUGACAGUGUCCAUCUGUACUGUAACCCUGUGAAUUAUAAUCAUCUUUUGCCGUAUGUGGCAUACUGGAGGAACUUGCAUUUUCACUGUCUAACUGAAAAUGAGUAUGAAGAUGAAGAAGUUGCAGAGGAAUUCAAAAUUUCCAGCUUUGUAGACAUGGUUCGAGAUUGCAGUCGCAUUGGUAUUCCAUACAGCUGCCAAGGUCAUCUACAGAUAUUUGAUAUGUUCAUUGUUGAAAAGUGGCCAAUAGUGCAGGCUUUUGCACUGGAAGGAAUUGGGGGUGAUGGCUUCUUUACAAUGAAAUACGAAUUAAUGGAUGUCAGUGUUGAUCUGUGGAAGACAUACAGCAAAAUGGAUCCCAUUUCCUUGGAGGACUUGCUUUUUGAGGAUUUAAUGAAUUUUGAACACCAGUGGACCAACUUUUUUGCUAAUUUUGAUACUGAAAUUCCCUUCAUUCUGGAACUCUCAGAAUCUCAGGCAGGGGAGCCUUUCAGAAGUUAUUUCAGUCAUGGAAUGAUCUCAAGCCAUAUAACAGAUAACAGCCCUAGCCGGCAGCCCUUUGUUCUCUUUGGUAGCCACUCAACUAAGGAAAACUUGAAUUCUGGUAACUUUAAUUUUCCAUCAGAAGGACAUCUUGUUCGAAACACUGGCCUUGGUGGAAGCACUGCCAAGCAUAUGGUAGUGCAGUGCAUAUCUCCAAAGGGACCUUUGGCUUGUUCCAGGACCUAUUUUUUUGGAACCACUCACAUUCCUUUCCUGGGAAAUGACAAUGAGAUGCACAAGCAAGCUGAACAAGUUACGCUGUUGUCGCAAAUAUAUACUGCUGUUGUAGAGGCUGUGCUUGCUGGCAUUGAGUGCUAUGCUAAAACUUCCACUGAAUCCAAGGCAAAGGAGGUAGCAGAGCAGAUCCUCAUGUCUGCGUUGGAUACCCUUCAUUUAACACAGCUGAAAACUGCAUUACGCUCCAAAAUUGCUUUUCAAAUCCAGGCUGUGAAUAAUCAUGGCAGAAUUACUCCAUUAGAUAAUGAGGAUAGCCUGAGUUUGAUUAAAACGGCGUCUAUGAUGGUAUUUGACAUUCCAGACUUGCUCACAGGAAGAGGAUGCUUGGGAUCUGUUGUCUUUUCAGAGUCCUUUCUAACAUCACAGAUACAAAUAAAAGAAAAAGAUGGCAGCAUGAAUUCAGAAACCAGCCACAUAAUACUGACUGCAGCUAUCCCAAGAUACGCUUCUUGGCUGGUUGAAGAUAGUGAUGUGAAACUGUCUGAGAAGGCACAGCAUCUGUUGAAGGAAGACAAAUCUUUUCUGGGCACUUUACUCACGGGAGGCGAUGGAGCGUAUAUUUAUUCUAGCAAUCCACAGGCCAUGCCUGCAGAAGGCAAAUUGUACUUCUUUUCAGAUGGCAUCCUCUUUUCUGAUCCCCACCAUGGCAGCAUUUCCAUUUCAAAGAACCACAUGAGUUCCAUUUCUCUCUAUGAUGGGGAUUCAACCAGUAUUGUUGCUGCUCUCUUUAUAGACAUCAAAAGUUCCUUGCUUGCUCAUCUACCGAUUGAAUUCCAUACCCGAGACAACUUUUUGAUGAUUGCACUUUUUCCCAAAACAAAGAUUUAUAAAGCUUUUUAUUCACAGGUUUUCUCUUCGUGGCAAAACCAGACAAACUCAGGAGUAUCUUUAAGGGUUGUCCAGGAAGAAUUCCUGUCUGUGGAACAAAAGAGACUGCAUUCCAGUGUUCAGAAGCUAUUUAAUGCCUUGUCUUUUCCUUCUGGGGAAAGAUGCAGAGAGAUGAAAAUAUCUGCUGCCCUUCCAGAAUUGGAGAGGUUUGUGCAACAUUUUACAGUCAGCAGCGUCAGUCACGAGCCAGUAAUGAGAGCACAUCUUCCUGUUCUAUUGCAACAGUCAGAAAUCAUUCCUGAUAGCAAAGCAGAAAGUGAUAAGGUGGUUAUCACCAUUAUAACAGGUCUUCCAGGAUGUCGUUGCAGCGAUCUGUGUGCUUUUCUGGUAACUUUUAACAAGGAGCAUGGAAGGUGGAUAGUUUAUCGUCAAACUAUGGACAGUCCUGAAUGUUUCAGUGCAAGCCACUUCCAGCGGUACCUCUCCAGUGUCCUGGAGGCUCAGCAAAACCACAGUGUCCGUCAGUCCACUUAUGCUAAGAAGAACAAGCGUCUCUUGGUGGUCUUGCAAGGAUAUACUGAUGUUAUUGAUGUUGUACAGGCUCUGCAAACUCAUCCUGACCCAGAUGUGAAGUCAUCUUUCAUCAUUGGCGCAGUUAAUACUUGUGUAGAGCCACUGAGUUGCUAUAUGGAACAUAGGCUUCUCUUUCCCAAGUUCUUGGACCAGUGUUCUCAAGGACUAGUGAGUAAUGUGGUUUUCACAAGUCAUGCUACAGAGCAGAAGCAUCCACUCCUUAUGCAACUGCAGAGCCUUAUCCGGGCGGCAAACCCUGCCGUUUCAUUCAUCUUGGCAGAAAAUGGAGUUGUAACUAGGAAUGAGGAUAUUGACUUAAUUCUCUCAGAAAUCAGUUUUUCAAAUCCUCAGAUGAUGAGAGCUCGAUAUUUAAUGUAUCCUGGCUGGUAUGAAGGCAAAUAUGGAGCUGGGUCUGUCUUCCCUCCAAUGGUUCAGAUCUGUGUAUGGUUUAAUCGUCCUCUAGAAAAAACACGAUUUGUGACCAAAUGUAAAGCAAUUAAGUCACUGCUCAAGCCAAGUCCUUUUUCUGGAAACAUUUAUCACAUCAUGGGUAAAGUUAAGUUUUCAGAUUCUGACAAAGUGAUUGAAGUCUGUCACAACACAUCAUCUAAUUCACUAAGCCUUGUGCCUGUUCAGGAGGGGCCAACUCCUCCUGAUUCAAGAAGCGAUAACAGAGAUUGCAGCAGUCAGCAGGAGUGCUUCCUCGUGUUCAUUGGCUGCUCUCUUAAGGAAGAGGAUAUAAAAGACUGGCUCAGAGAAACUGCAAAACAGAAGCCUCAGAGGAAAGCCCUGAAAACCAGAGGAAUGCUAACCCUUCAGGAAAUAAAAAACAUUCACGUGAAGCGCCACCUGGAUCCACUUCCGGCUGGUUAUUUUUACAAUGGGACUCAAUUUGUGAAUUUUUUUGGUGACAAAAUGGAUUACCAUCCAUUAAUGGACCAAUUCAUGAAUGAUUACUUGGAAGAAGCCAACAGGGAAAUAGAGAAGUACAACAGAGAACUAGAAGAACAAGAGUAUCAUGAUCUCUUUGAGCAGAAGACAUAAGCAUGUGCGUUCUGUGCGUUUCCGAACCACCUACUGUCAGUAACCAAAAAUGCUGUUGUCCUUGCUGGUUAACUAGAAAAUUAAGUGAAAUGUCAAUUUUCAGCACUCCUUUUAAAACUAAGAAAUCAUUCCUGUAAGGUUGGCAUUUUAAUAUGGUAACUGCUUAGCUGUUUGUACUGGCAGGUUUGCUUCCACUUCACCUUAGUUCCAGACUGUAAAAAGCAUCCCAUGGAAUCUCUGGCUAGUAGUGGAAACUUAUUUAAAAGAAGAAGAAAAGAAGCAAAACUGUAUUUCCUAGUAGGUCAGAAUGUAAUCAUGGAAUUGGUCCGUCAUGCAGAUAAUCAAACCACUUCAGUCUCUGUGUGUCCCUUGAACCUUGUUGCACAGGAGCUUUGAGCAGUGGUAUCCUUCAGUAUGUGGGAUUGGAGGAUGUUCCUAAAGCAAGAAAUGGGGGAACAUUUAAAAAACUCGGAAGUGUACCCAAUCCCACAGUUUUUAGGGUGUUCCCAAAGCGAGAAAUGGGGGAACGCUUCAAAAACUUGGAGGAGUCCCUAAUCCCACAGCUGGUGGGGUGUUCCCAAAGCGAGAAAUGGGGGAGCAAUUAGGAAACUCAAAGUACCUAAUCUCACAGUUUUUAGGGUGUUCCCAAAGCGAGAAAUGGGGGAGCACUUAAAAAAACUCAGAAGAGUCCCUAAUGCCAGAGCUGGUGGGGUGUUCCCAAAGCGAGAAAUGGGGGAACAAUUGGGAAACUUGGAGUACCUAAUCCCACAGUUUUUAGGGUGUUCCCAAAGCGAGAAAUGGGGGAACACUUCAAAAACUUGGAGGAGUCCCUAAUCCCACAGCUGGUGGGGUGUUCCCAAAGCGAGAAAUGGGGGAACAAUUAGGAAACUGGGAAGAGUACCCAAUCCCUCGUUUUUUAGGGUGUUCCCAAAGCGAGAAAUGGGAGAACAUUUAAAAAAACUCAGAAGAGUCCCUAAUCUCACAGCUGGUGGGGUGUUCCCAAAGCAAGAAAUGUGGGAACAAUUAGGAAAGUCAGAGUACCUAAUCCCACAGAUUUUAGGGUGUUCCCAAAGCGAGAAAUGGGGGAACACUUCAAAAACUGGGAGGAGUCCCUAAUCCCACAGCUGGUGGGGUGUUCCCAAAGCGAGAAAUGGGGGAACAAUUAGAAAACUGGGAAGAGUACCCAAUCCCUCAUUUUUUAGGGUGUUCCCAAAGCGAGAAAUGGGGGAACGCUUCAAAAACUUGGAGGAGUCCCUAAUCCCACAGUUUUUAGGGUGUUUCCAAAGUGAGAAAUGGGGGAACAAUUAGGAAAGUCGGAGUACCUAAUCCCACAGUUUUUAGGGUGUUUCCAAAACGAGAAAUGGGGGAAUACUUCAAAAACUCGGGAGGGUACCAAAUCCCACAGGUGCCGGGACGUUCCCAAAGUGAGAAAUGGGGGAACACUUCGGCAUCUGCGUUUUUCUGAGGGGACAGCACGUAUCUUAACCUCUGCACAGUUUGAAUCUGCAAUGGAAAUUUUGACUUUUCUAAAGAAAGAUGUUUAUACAUUUCAGGGUGAAAUGAGAUAGGGGAAGAUAUCUUGCUUUCUUCCCAUGGUUGUUAUUGGUGGUCUAGAAAAUAUGACAUGAAUUGUAGUGAUCUGCGACUUGUUGUUGCUUAGCAGAUUAUCUCUGAAGGAUUCUUACUUCACUACUAAAAACUAAGUAAGGCAAGAGAAGAGCGAGAUUCUUUAGUAAAGAAUUUCUUUUCAUUAAAACAACUUAUUUCCAAAGGUAAAAAAUAUCAAAAGAUAUACUUGAAAUAUGAAAUAACUUGUUUGUGAAACAUUCAGAAGAAUUUGCACGCCAUAACAUUUCACUAAACUGAUACACCGGGUUUUAAAUACUUGCGACAAAACCUUUACUAAACAUUACUAAAUUACAUUGUAAUAGGAAUUCUGUCAACUUGUCCUUUAACUUGAUUUAGUGCAAUUUUAAGUGAGACUUCAUAGAUCACUGACCGGAGGAUGAUAAGGUACCCUACCAGCUACUUAAAGGUAAUUACUGAAGCUUAUUUGAAUAAGCAGAUUAUUGUAGAAUUCUGUGUGUUCAGAAUGUAGUCAAGUGAAAACAGUCCCAGGAGGAAUUUUUUAUUUUCAUAUUCCCUUGCCUUAGGAACAGCUCAGCCUUUUAAUACAACUGCAACUUUUCUUUUUGGUCAGAUGUGUGUAAGGCAGUAAGAAAUAGAAUUAAUAAGUUCUUACAGUACUCUUAAAAUACUUACAACAUGUCCACAGAGUCUUUUUGUGGCAGGAAAAUGACGUUUAACUCCUGUCAUUAAACCCAAGGCUAGAGACAGUUUCAUGCCUUACUUAAGAAAUAUAUCUUUUACCUUUGGAAUAUGAAAUGACUGAAAUUUCAAUAGGCCUGUUAAAAACUGAAACACCUUUUAGGUAGAUUUUCAGUACACGUUGCUACUAGCUGGCUCGGUGCCUGUGCUGUGGUGGUUACACAGUGCCGAGGUGGAAUUCCAGGUGCUGCAGAUUGGGAUAUAGAUGUUGAUAAGGUUUCGUUAUUAGCUUUCCUACUAGAUACAAAGAGCUGUCUGAAGUUAAGAAUAUGUUUUUUUUUUUUUUUUUUUUUGCACACCACGAGACUUUAUAAACUACUUGUAUCCUGUUGAAGUACAGUAAAAGCCAGUGAUUAGUUUGUGUUUCUAGGCUUUCUGGGGUAAACCCAUAUUACAGGUAUAGAGCAUCAUGAUAAGGCUCGUGAGUUUAUCUAUGCAUGGCUAUACUUUAGUCUUAAUAUACUGUAGUGCCUGGUAGAGUAAACGUAGCUAGCAGUGAAUUUGGGGGGGCUAGCAGGUGUUUACAAACUAAGUACAGUUGAUUGCAUGAAACUAUUUAUCAGGCCAGGAUUAUUAGAGUACAAAAUUCUGGUUGUAACACUGCAAUAAAAAGGGGCAUUAGAAAAUUAUAAUUAACAAAUUAUAGUUCUUUGCCAAUAAACUUAGUGUAAACCCAGUGUGCUCCUUUUCAGUACAAGUUAUCUAAUCUGCAAAGCCAUAUUUCUAGAAUAGUGGUAUGACUGUGUAAUGUCAGAAGAAAUACCAGUGGUUGGGACAACGGGCCCUUCGUUGGUGCUUUGUCUUGACUUGUAAAUCAAUAACAGAGUAGAUUUAAGUGCAAUUGAUUGAGCGAUAGAUGAAGAUACUGUAGCUUAUCUUGCUCUGCUGAACUCUUUUUAAGAACUCCAAUUUGUGCAGCUCAAAAACAAAUGUUGAUGGGGCUAAUUCAUCUGGGCUUGGCGCAGCAAGUUGUAAUUACAAGUGAGAUGCCCCGUGAACAAAAAAGAAAGCAGUAUUGAAAAUUGGCGCGCUACUGUGCAAAUUGAGCCGUUCCUUAAAAACUGAAACAGAAGAGCUCAGAACAAAGGCCUAGUAUACUUAUAUACUGUACUGCAUGCUAUAUGGUAAUAGCUGUGUAUUAUGAAGACCUUUCACCAUACUGGUACUAUUUCAAUUAAUAUAUUUUGGUAUGGAAAUGAAUUGAUUACCUCAAUUUUAUUUUUCUUUUUUAGUUUUAAACUGUGACUUUAAAACAGAAAAAAUACCGAAAUAGUGAAACUGUGACAGUGGUAUCCUUUAAACAUAGUAGUGCCUUGCAGAUGACACCAUUUAUUCACAAAGCAUAAAAUAAAUGGAUGUCAGGGGUUGUAUUGCUUGCACCCUCUUUUUUUUUAAAGGAAAAACAGUUUUGGUGAAAGGACUUAAUUUUAACCUAGUGAAGAAUAUUAGCACAAAUGGUUAAACUGUUUAAAAGAAAACUCUUUGAGGACUAAAAUAUGUAAAUGCCUGAUGCUGCUGGUAGUUUAAUAGCAGUUGCUGAUUAUUUUGGAGUUACUUCUAACAAUCAGCAGCACUUUUCUUUUUUUUUUUUUAGAAGAGCGUAACUUUUGUACUCUGGUCAGAGAUGUUUAUACUGUGUCAAGCCCCAGCUGUAGGGUAAUCUGGUUUCCUCACUCUUUUGCAGUUGAGGUGAGGGUUGAGAUACUUGUAAGGAUCUAGUUUUGAAAAAUUUUAUAGCUACUGUAAAACUCAAAAAAAAAAAAAAAAAAAAAAAAAAAAAAAAAGCACCAUUUCUAAACCACAAAUGUUUGGAUACAGCAAAAGUGCCAUUACACUGUUCCUUUUAUCUUUUACUGCAUUUUGAAAAUUGGUAACAGUAACUUUGUGUCCAGGCAUUUCUGAUAUUGUGAAGAAGUGCUGAGAGUCCUCAAGGGGUUUACAUGCUUUGCUGACCUCCAUGUUAGCAGCUUGUGGUGGUGUUUUUUUUUUUUUUUCCUCACCGAGAAUGAGUGUGAUCAGAAGUUACUGAAGUUAUAGGGAGAAAAAUGUGAUAAACUUAGGAACAUUUGCAACUUGAACUGCGCUGCAGUCUCGGAGUAUUUUAUAUUAAGCUGUGCAAUUUGGUAUUAGUCCAAUUUUACACUUUGCAAUUAACAAAACUGAUUGCAGAGAAGGAUUUAAGUUGCACGUAAAAGUUCCCUAAUAAGCUUUUUAUUAUUGUUUUUUAAUUGAAACUUUCCUGAAUUUGCACAGAUUUAAGCUCUGGAAUACUUUGGUAUUCUUAAAAGGGAAAAAUUGUAACUAGUAUAGUGAAUUGUAAACUGUGAGUUGUUAGAACCGCAUUGUUGAUCUAAUUUUAGAUUGUUUAAAAAUGUACCUCAGAAAGCUAGUGAGAAAUUGCUUCAUUUUUACACAAGUCAGAUACUAAUGUAACACUUCUCACUUUACAAUGUGCCAAAAUUCACUUUUAUACUAGUUCUCAAUGCUUUAAUAUUUGCAACUUUAAGUUAAAAACUUGUAUUUACAAACACUACUGUAACUUCAGUUAAACUGAAUUGUGUGAUUGAAGCUUUUUGCCUAUUGUAUUUAUUACACAACUUGAUUCAGUAAAUAUAAAAUUACCUUUCCAUUUAUUUUUGUAUUGUUUUACAUGUUUAUACCUGCAGUUUGUGUGACUUUUACACCUGUAACUCAGAUGUGAUAGAAAAAAACAAUAAACAGUAUCCAUCUGC
This is a messenger RNA of Tyto alba (common barn owl), 8671 nucleotides long. RefSeq names its product dynein axonemal assembly factor 9 (gene DNAAF9). The transcript has 37 exons. Lineage: Eukaryota; Metazoa; Chordata; Aves; Strigiformes; Tytonidae. The coding region runs from base 81 to 3611 and encodes 1176 amino acids. The record is from RefSeq and is a predicted model, not a curated record.